CUCUCCGCUGCGCCAGUCCGCCUCACUGACUCGCAGAACCAGUUGGUUUGGCCCAAGCUCCUUCUUUCCUGCCUUCUCGCUGUGUGUGUGUAUGUGUGUGUGUGUGUGUGUAUGUGUGUGUGUGUACUGCUGCUGUUGUUGUUGCCUGGUGUCAACCUACGCCGACGAGAGAAGAAGACAUAUCCCUCCCUCUCCUCUGUUAGAGGGCCGCUUCCAAUUUGCCUUCACUUUCCUCCUCGCCGGCACCAUUGGCUUCCGCGCCGUGCCAGUCAACUCGCCUCCUUUCCCAGCCCGAGUUGAGCAGCAACAGCUCGGAAACAUCUGGCCGCCGCAGAGUGCUAGACUCCCCGUCCCUCCCGCCUGCCUGGUCGCCUCGGCAGCCUGUUAUGGAAAUUAGUCCAAAGUCAAUCUAGUUUUGUCACCGAAGGAAAAAAAAAGAAGAAGAGAGGAGGAUUUGACGGAGGAAGCAGGGAAGACGUUGGACCUUGUUGUCUGUUAUGAGGACGGCAGGAUGGAGUUCCCAGACCACAGCAGACAUUUACUCCAGUGUCUGAGCGAGCAGCGGCACCAGGGCUUCCUGUGUGACUCCACGGUGCUGGUGGGCGAUGCCCAGUUCCGUGCUCACCGUGCUGUGUUGGCCUCCUGCAGCAUGUACUUUCACCUCUUCUACAAGGACCAGCUGGACAAGAGAGAUGUGGUGCACCUCAACAGCGACAUCGUCACAGCCCCGGCGUUUUCCCUGCUCCUGGAGUUCAUGUAUGAGGGCAAGCUGCAGUUCCAGGAUCUUCCCGUAGAGGAUGUGCUGGCAGCGGCCAGCUACUUGCACAUGUAUGACAUUGUCAAGGUGUGUAAGAAACGUUUGAAGCAGAAGGCCACAGCGGAGGCAGAUAGCACGCGCAGAGAGGAUGAUGGUGGAUCCAGCUGUUCCGAUAAGGCCGAUAGUCUGUCAGACGGUUCUACAGGCCGGCCUGCUACUGCUGACCUGCUGCACAGUGAUGAAGAGGAGGAGGGCAAGGCAGAGGGAGGACCACUGUGGCUGAGGCUGCCGUCCGCUGACAGACCAGGGACACCAGCCAUUGCUACAACCAGCCCAGGCCACAGCGAGGCGGAGACGCAGGGUGGGGAAGGGCUGGGGGAGGGAGGGAAGCUCCUCUCUCCGGCCGGCAGCCCCACCAGCUCCACUGGAUCUCACUCCCAGAGGUCCCACCGCUCUGUGAGCUCUCGUGGAGGGCACAGGGGCAGGAGGGUAUCAAAUGAUGCGGCUGACUGUGUCCUGGACCUGUCAGUCAAGCCGAUUGCCGGUAGCAACCACAGUAACCAUCACCAGUCCUAUUUCAGCGGAGCAGCUACACCAGACAGCCUCCAAAGUCCAUUGGCUGUGAGGGUGAAGGUGGAGAGGGGCGUGGCUUCAGAAGAGGAAGAGGAACUGGGCGGUGGGGACUACGAAAUGGAGCACAGCGGCAUUACCAAGGCAACGGUUCCCAGCACCAAUGGGGGCCUGACCCACCACGGGGUCGGAGGGCCGCUGUCGGCCCAGAGGAGGCUUGGCCUGGAAGCGCACCUGUCCGCUCUGCGAGAGGCCUCUCUGGCCUCAGAGCUGGAGCGGGACGAGAAGCCCUCGGCCACAGCAGAUGACGAGGACAUACUGGGCGGUGAAAAUGAGCGCGCCCAGGCCGAGGCAGCCAGCAUGGAUAACUCCCUGCUGCCCUACGUCUCCAACAUGCUGUCAGCUCAACACACCCAGAUCUUCAUGUGCCCGCUGUGUAACAAGGUUUUCCCCUCCCCGCACAUCCUCCAGCUUCACCUCAGCUCCCACUUCAGGGAGCAGGAGGGCAUCCGCUCCAAGCCCGCCGGAGACGUCAAUGUGCCCACCUGCACCAUCUGCAGCAAGACCUUCUCCUGCAUGUACACGCUGAAGCGCCACGAGCGGACACACUCCGGCGAGAAACCCUACACCUGCACCACCUGCGGCAAGAGCUUCCAGUACUCACACAACCUCAGCCGUCACGCAGUGGUGCACACGCGUGAGAAGCCGCAUGCUUGUAAGUGGUGCGAACGGCGCUUCACGCAGUCUGGGGACCUCUACCGACACAUCCGCAAGUUCCAUUGCGAACUGGUCAACUCGCUGUCAGUGAAGAGUGAACCGCUGGCACUGCCCAAUGUCAGGGAUUGGGCGAUUGAGGACAGCUCCCAGGAACUGUGGAAGUAGAUACAGACUGCUGGGGUGGAUAAAGGGAAAGAGAGCGGAGAGUUAAAGAAGGGCAGAGAGGCGUGGGGAGGUGAUAGGCAGGUGGCAAAGUUUGUUAUUCGGGGUUUAAGUGAGUCAUGUUCUUGUAUGUCGCAAAAUCUCAUUCAAUUGCACUUUAAUAGCACAUGAAAAUGUUA
Thunnus maccoyii (southern bluefin tuna) is the source of this 2385-nucleotide messenger RNA. It is a transcript of the gene zbtb18, whose product is annotated as zinc finger and BTB domain containing 18. The coding region runs from base 512 to 2209 and encodes 565 amino acids. The transcript has 2 exons. NCBI's taxonomy places the organism in Eukaryota, Metazoa, Chordata, Actinopteri, Scombriformes, Scombridae. Gene Ontology annotation, biological process: regulation of transcription by RNA polymerase II. Gene Ontology annotation, cellular component: nucleus. The record is from RefSeq and is a predicted model, not a curated record. Gene Ontology annotation, molecular function: DNA-binding transcription factor activity, RNA polymerase II-specific; RNA polymerase II cis-regulatory region sequence-specific DNA binding; protein binding.